Messenger RNA from Tupaia belangeri chinensis (Chinese tree shrew), 2017 nucleotides. RefSeq names its product NECAP endocytosis associated 2 (gene NECAP2). Gene Ontology annotation, biological process: endocytosis. Bases 55 to 855 code for a protein of 266 amino acids. Gene Ontology annotation, cellular component: clathrin vesicle coat; membrane. The transcript has 8 exons. Lineage: Eukaryota; Metazoa; Chordata; Mammalia; Scandentia; Tupaiidae. The record is from RefSeq and is a predicted model, not a curated record.
CCGGCCCCGCAGCUGAGGAAGGAGCCGGAAAUCCGCUGGGCUCGGGGCGUCGAGAUGGAGGAGAGCGAGUAUGAAUCUGUGCUCUGCGUCAAGCCGGAGGUGCACGUCUACCGCAUCCCGCCGCGGGCCACCAACCGUGGCUACAGGGCUGCAGAGUGGCAGCUGGACCAACCAUCAUGGAGUGGCCGGCUACGGAUCACUGCAAAAGGGCAGGUGGCCUACAUCAAGCUGGAAGACAGGACCUCAGGAGAGCUCUUUGCUCAGGCACCAGUGGAUCAGUUUCCCGGCACAGCUGUGGAGAGUGUGACAGAUUCCAGCAGGUACUUCGUCAUCCGCAUUGAAGAUGGAAAUGGGCGCCGGGCAUUUAUUGGAAUUGGCUUUGUGGAUCGAGGCGAUGCCUUUGACUUCAAUGUUGCAUUGCAGGACCAUUUCAAGUGGGUGAAGCAGCAGUGUGAAUUUGCAAAACAGGCCCAGAAUCCAGACCAAAGCCCCAAAUUGGACCUAGGCUUCAAGGAGGGCCAGACCAUCAAGCUCAACAUCGCAAACAUAAAGAAGAAGGAAGGAGCUGUUGGAACUCCCCGAGCCCGGCCUGCUAGUACUGGAGGGCUAAGCCUGCUUCCUCCUCCCCCAGGGGGCAAAGCCUCUACCCUGAUCCCCCCACCUGGGGAGCACUUGUCUGCUGGGGGGUCCCUAAUCCAGCCAACAGUUGCUGCUGGUUCAGAAGGUGCCACUGUGUCCUGGCCACAGCCCAAGCCUGCUACUGCUGCAACCGCCGACGUCUGGGGAGACUUUACCAAAUCAACAGGAUCUCCUCCUAACCAAACUGAGCCGGGCACAGGCUGGGUCCAAUUCUGACCCGAGCACAGCUUUCCUGGUACAACUGCCAGAAGAAGCCGCCUCAUUUGGGACAAAGGAAGGAGGAUGAAGCACUCCUUGGCUGGCCCUGUUUGGAGCAUGACUGUCUGCUCUCCUCCUUGCUGGGCUCUCCUGACAGACUGGGCAUGUUAGAGAGUAAAUCGGCCCCUUGUCCACUGAUUCCUGGGAUUCACGUAUGCAGCUGGGACACAGGAGAGGAAAAGUUCCCGGAUCUUCAGCGCCGUCUGUCCUUUGGACUGAGAGAGACUCAGAUUUCUUCCAUCACAAUAACCCGAUUAAACACAAGCCCCCCAAAGCAAAAGACCGGGUCGAGUUUGCUGCCUGGAUUCAGAUCAGCCUCUCUCAGGGUUUACAGGUGCCACGUGAUCACUGGUUGGCAGGGGCUCUCUGCACUCCGUUGGCUGUAGCCACUUCAGUCAGGGUGCCUUCCAUAGGAAGGAUUUCUUCCUGAUUUCUAGUGGGUUUACAGGCUCCAGCUUGAGCAGACAACCAACAGGGAAAUUGGAAGAAUUAAGCAGCUCUUUAACAAUAUUAAUAUUUGGCUUUGCUGAUGUGCUAUUAACUCGCUGUCUUUGCAAAGAGGACUGCUCCCACAGUGUGCUGAAGCAGGGGCCUCUGAAGGCAUUCCUUGCCGUCUGCCCGCCGGUCCGAAAUUCAGGCAGCAAGCAGUGUUCAUCUCUGCCCAAUUGCUUGGUUUCCAUGUCUUCAGGCCAGGUGCAACAUGCAGGGCCAAGGCUGGUGGCCUGAAGGUGAAAGUGUGGAGGUGGAUGGGGGUCAGCCUUCUUGCCCGUGGCAGCUCCCCGGGCUCAUGGAUUUACAGUGCAGUUCCCGGUGGACUCGUGUUUUCUCUGUGGUGGUUUCCGAAGUGCCUUAUCUGCAGACAACCUCUUGCUUGCUUUUCUUCAGGGACUGUGAUAGACAGAAGUUCAGUAAGCUGGAAGUCCAGGGCUGCCUGGACUGCUGGUUUACAAGAAAUCUUUUAUUUGAGUGUACCUCUGAAAUGCCUUUUAUUGACUUACCUUACCUCUCAGUGGAAAGAUUUCUUUUUUGAAGGGUGAAGACCAUGAACUGAAAAAAGUGUUACUCUUUUUGUGGGACCAGAUUUUUAAGAUUGAAAAAAUAAAUAUUUUUACUUCUGUCA